AUGAAAAUAAUGGAAAGAAGAAAAUCUUUUAAAAAAUUAAAUUUUAACUAUUUUUGUAUUAUUUUAUUUUCCUUAAUUUCAUUAUUUUGUUCUGUGCAAGGCUUUUUAUUUGGCAGUUUGGGCGGUGGUGGUGGCGGCGGCGGUGGAGGAGGAGGAACUUGUUGUUGUUGUUGCCCAUCAUCGUCGGGUCUAUCAGGCUUUUCAAGUUCAGGUUGUGGAGGAUGUGGAGGUGGUGGUAGCGGUGGAUUUGGUGGAGGUGGUGGGCCUGUAAUUGUGAAUUGUGGUGGUGGAGGGGGAGGAUAUGGAGGUGGUGGUGGUGGAGGAUGUGGCGGAGGUGGAGGAUGCGGUGGAGGAGGUGGAUGUGGAGGAGGUGGAGGAGGAUACGGCGGGGGUGGUGGAUGCGGUGGAGGAGGAGGAGGGGGAUGUGGCGGAGGUGGAGGGGGAUGCGGUGGUGGAGGAAGCGGUGGAGAAAUAUCACUAGGCCUCAGUUGUGAAGGAGGUGGUGGUGGAGGUGGUUGCGGUGGUGGUGGCGGAGGAGGAUGCAGUAGUGGUGGUGGCGGUGGAGGAGGAUGCAGUAGUGGUGGUGGCGGUGGAGGAGGAUGUGGUGGUGGUGGCGGAUGUAGUAGCGGUGGUGGCGGAGGAGGUUGUGGUGGUGGUGGUGACGGAUGUAGUAGUGGCGGUGGAGGAGGGUGUGGAGGCGGCGGCGGUUGUAGUAGUGGUGGCGGUGGAGGAGGAGGAGGUUGUGUUGAAUCAAGUGCUGGAUGUUCCGGAGGCGGAGGGGGUGGCGGAUGUAGUAGCGGUGGCGGAGGUGGCGGUGGAGGAGGCGGAGGUGGUGGAUGUUCUGGACCUAGCGGAUGUGGCGUUUCUUCCAGUCAAUCUAGCAGUUAUGCAGGACCGGCUCAAUCCUCUUACAUAUCUGUUGGAUCCAGUAGCGGUUAUUCAGCACCUCAGAGUGGAUAUGCUGGACCUCAAAGCGCAGGUUAUCAACAGCAACCGAGCGGCGGCUAUUCGCAACAACAACAAGGAGGGUCCUACACCGGAGGAGAACAACAACACGGUGGAACUUAUUCUGGAGGAGAACAACAACAAACACCAACACAAGUCGGUACUGAAUACUCAGAAGCAGUACCGGCCGCUCCUGAACCUGUUCAACCGCCACAGGCUCCAGUUCCACAGACUUCGGUUCCUGCAGCACCUGAACCAGUCUAUUCACCAGCAGCGCCUGCAGCAGCACCAGCGGCACCUGAACCAGCCUACUCACCAUCAGCACCAGCAGCGACUGAAGCAGCCCCACCUCCUCCACCUCCUGAUACACAUGCAUAUCAGGAAGUUGAACCUUCAGCAAGUGCUGUUGAACAAGAUACCGGCAGUAGUGGAGGUAGCCAGCCAAGUUAUGGAGGCUCUUCAGGUUCUAACACUCCUAGCAGUCAACCAAGUUAUGGCGGAGCUGCCGCAGCUGGUGAUAGAUUGCAAGAAGUUCAAGAAGACAAUGACGAUAAUGCUGAUAAUGAUAAUGAUGGAGACGUAGAAGAAUUACGAGGAGAAAAACAAAAAGAACAACAAAUAACAUUUUCAACAACAACAACAAAAGGAAAACAUAUCUCAACAACACCUUCAUCAUCCUCUCCUUUAAGAAUUACCCCAACAAAUUUACCUAGAGCACCUCCAGGCAAAAGUCCUUUAGCUAAAGAAGUCCCUCGUUUACCUCAACAAUUUCAACAAAAAGAAAAGAAAAAAUUAACAGAAAUAAAAGGGCAACAACAACAACAGCAAACAUCCUCAACAUCCACAACACCUACAGCAACUGAUAUUUUUAUUGAACCUAUUGAUAUUGCUAAACUUAGAUUAUCUAAUGAUACGGAAUGUAAUAGUGAAGAAUUGAGAACUAUAGUUUUGGAGGUAAAAAGAAACAUUUCUCGUUAUAAUUACGAGUCCCUUCAGCCCCUUUAUGUGUAAAUAAUUCAUAAGUCAACUCAAGUCGAAUUGAGGGUGUAGUGAUAGAGGACUUCGAUUAGGGUUAUAACUGGGACUAGGGCUGUGCGCCAUUGCGUUUUGGAGCCCAUUUUUAGCCGAUUUUGGCGUGUGGCGUGUUUUAGGGAUUUGAAAAUUUUGGCGCAUAGCCCUGACUGGGACUAGAAGUUGUAAAUA
Messenger RNA from Meloidogyne enterolobii, 2148 nucleotides. NCBI's taxonomy places the organism in Eukaryota, Metazoa, Nematoda, Chromadorea, Rhabditida, Meloidogynidae. The record is from the annotation of a GenBank genome assembly.